Molecule: messenger RNA, 1479 nt
Organism: Aspergillus niger
Lineage: Eukaryota; Fungi; Ascomycota; Eurotiomycetes; Eurotiales; Aspergillaceae
Exons: 3
Coding region: 1-1479 (492 amino acids)
Biological process (GO): transmembrane transport
Cellular component (GO): membrane
Molecular function (GO): transmembrane transporter activity
Source: RefSeq, a predicted model, not a curated record
AUGAGCAACCGCACAGGGGACGGAGUCGAGAAUCUUGACGUAAAGGCAGACAUAUCAGAAUUGGAGUAUGUGAAGGUCAAUGCCCCCGGAAAUGCUGGCCAGACUUUCAGCAUCGAGGAUGAGAACCGCGUCUACCGCAAACUCGACUGGAAUCUGAUGCCCCUGAUCUUCGUUCUAUAUAGCCUUUCCGUUCUUGACCAUUCGAACCUGGGAAAUGCGAAGAUUGCAGGCAUGGAAGAUGAUAUAGACUUGAGCGGGAGGCGGUAUGAUUGGCUUGCUACCGCUUUCUAUAUAGCAUACAUUCUGUCGCAGUGGACGACCAUCGGUUGGAAAGCGUUCCCGCCACACCGGUGGGUAGCUGUCACUGUUUUCUUAUGGGGAUUUAUCUCGACUAUUCAGUCAGCAUGUACAAACUGGGCCGGCCUGAUGAUCUGCCGAGUCUUUCUGGGAAUAAUUGAGGCCAUGUAUGGACCAGGAGUGCCCUUGUAUCUCUCCUACUUUUAUCCGCGUGAGAAACUCGGCCUCCGGACUGGCAUAUUCUUAUCAGGAGCCGCUCUAGCAAACGCAUAUGGGAGUGCCCUGGCGUAUGGAAUUUCCCAGGCCAAAGGGUCAAUCGGACCAUGGAGGAUCCUAUUCAUCGUGGAAGGUGUGCCGUCAUGCCUUCUGGCCAUGGUUGCUUGGUUUUGUCUGCCUGAUUCACCCAAGACAGCCAAGUUUCUUGAUGAACGGGAGCAAGAAAUUGCGGUUGCACUCUCCCUACGACAACCUGGGGAUCGAGAAACCCAUGGUCUGCAGUUGAAGCAAGUGCUGGGAUCCUUGCUUGAUUAUACGAGCUACCCCCCAGCACUAAUGUACUUUGGAUGCAAUGUGUGCUUCGCCUCACUCCCAUUAUUCGUGCCGACCAUCAUCUCCGAAAUGGGGGCUUUCACAACUAUCCAAUCAAACGGUCUCAGCGCACCUCCAUAUGUUCUAUGCUGGAUAGCCAUUGUUGUCUGCGCAUUUCUGUCGGAUCGCGUCAACUUGCGGGGGCCCUUCAUCGUGGGUGGCGCACUCAUAGCUGCCAUCGGAUACAUUGUGCUAGCUACGCAGACCACGGUGGCAGUCAGGUACUUUGGCCUGUUCCUGGCGACCCAGGUCUUUGUGUCCGUAGCUCUCAUUCUCACUUGGGUCGGUAAUACACACGCCACGGACUCCAAGCGCGCCGGAGCCUUUGCCAUCCUGGCUACUGGCGGCCAAUGCGGUCCGAUCCUAGGGACGAAUGUCUUUCCCGACAGUGACAAACCAUACUAUCGCAAGGGGAUGUGGAUCUCGUGUGGCGCAUGCCUGAUCGUGGUGAUUAUGGGAUGUUGGCAGAUGUAUCUGCUAUGGCGGGCGAAUCGGCAUCUGGAUAGGGAGUAUGAGCAAGAUGGGGGCGAUUUGAGUGGCAACCAGUCUGAGGGGAAGAACGAAGCUGACAAGCCAUUUCGGUAUAUUUUAUGA